AUGGAGUGGGAGCCCGUGGAUGAACUUUUCGGCUAUCCCCUUCCAUUUCCUCGGGAGGACCUCUACAUCGCUCUGGCUGCUGUCGCCGGUUUCAUCCCCGCGGUGGUGCUGAUCAACGCCGUGGUCAACGGCAUCAUCACCCUGGUCUCCUUCGGCAAGAAGAGCAGCGCCGAGGUCUUCUUCCGCAAGGCCAAGUUUUGGGACGGCGAGGGCAGGGACGCGCCGCCCGCCUUCCACGUCGACGGCGUGCAAUACCUUCACGUCAAGAUCAAGAGCUACCUCAGCGGCAACCCGCCCAUCCGGCUGGGGCUGAGCGAGAGCUUGGUCCUGGGGCGGCGCGACUCGCGCUUGUACUCCGCCUACGGCAGCGACACGGGUGAGGCGCGCCGCUCCCUGUGCUCUGCUGCGGGGCUGGGGGUGACGCUGUACCUGCGACUGCUGGCCGAAUACCCCGCAGCCAAGACGGCCACAGGGGUGGAGGUCACCGUGCCGCUGCCGCGCUCCGUGCAGCGCGUGCACUGCGAGGCGGGUGAGGGGGUGCAGGCGGCUCGCGCGGAGUGGCGGGAGCGGGAGCGCAAGCUGGUGUGGUCCAUCAAGAACCUCAAGGGCGGGCGGGAGCACACGCUGCGCUGCAGGCUCACAGUGGACCCAGGCACCGUGGAGUCCACCAAGCGAGACUACGGCCCCAUCAUGGUCCAGUUUGUGCUGCCCGGCAAGCCCUCAGCCAGCGGGCUGGAUGUGCGGUACAUGAAGAUCCUCAAGGAGGAGAAGAACUAUGCGCCCUCCCGCUGGUUCCGUGUGGUGGCUAUGGCUAACUCAUACCAGAUCCGCCCGCACUGA
Molecule: messenger RNA, 840 nt
Organism: Chlorella variabilis
Lineage: Eukaryota; Viridiplantae; Chlorophyta; Trebouxiophyceae; Chlorellales; Chlorellaceae
Exons: 8
Coding region: 1-840 (279 amino acids)
Biological process (GO): protein targeting; Golgi to lysosome transport
Cellular component (GO): cytoplasmic vesicle; trans-Golgi network
Source: RefSeq, a predicted model, not a curated record